Molecule: messenger RNA, 561 nt
Organism: Lodderomyces elongisporus
Lineage: Eukaryota; Fungi; Ascomycota; Pichiomycetes; Serinales; Debaryomycetaceae
Exons: 1
Coding region: 1-561 (186 amino acids)
Source: RefSeq, a predicted model, not a curated record
AUGAUAAGAUACUGGAUUACUAAUGACUAUAGCCCGGCGCUCUUGCAAAUUCUUGAGUCCUGUCAUAAAACACAACAGUUGGUAACAUAUAUCACUACAUCGUCACCAGAGAAUCUUCUCUCUCUAAUUUCUUCCACUACACCAACAGCAGCAACAGCAGCACCAACAGCACCAACAGCAGCAACAACAACAACAACAACAACAACAAAUGCUUCUACGAUAUCGCUAUACGACUUGAUCAAUUAUGAGUAUGUGACUGAUCUCAACCAGUUAUUACGAAUAAACUUGUCCCAAGUGGUGAUUGUUGAAGGCUUGUCUGGAAUGAUUGAUGGUAGUAGUGGGGAUAGUGAUGUGUUGAGUUAUAAAAUUGUUGAGUUUUUCAAGAAAUUAAAGGUAAAAGAUAAGGAAAAGGAAAAGGAAGAGCAAGAGCAAGAGCAAGAGCAAGAGCAAGAGAUACAGGAGGAAAUAAAGGACAAGAGUAAUGAACGAGAGUGUUGGAUCAUCGACCACCGACGUAUUCAGUUCUUGGAAGUAUUGUGUAAUGAGUUUAGACUGAUUUAG